Molecule: messenger RNA, 672 nt
Organism: Linum tenue
Lineage: Eukaryota; Viridiplantae; Streptophyta; Magnoliopsida; Malpighiales; Linaceae
Source: the annotation of a GenBank genome assembly
AUGUCCCUAAAUUUCAGAGCCACCGCCACUCUUCUCCUUGUUACAACAUCUUUCAUGUUCUCCUUCUCCUCCUCCUCCUCCACCUCCUCCGCGAGCGAAGCAAAAGAAAACCUCAUUGGGUAUUCUUCCAUCAGAGUCAGAGGCGCCAACACGAAGUUCACCAUCAACAUAAAGUCAACCAACUACAAUUUCAAUGGUUGCUGUGAUCACAAGAACCCAGCUGCUGACCUGGCGGCGGCGGCCGGACGGAAGUUGAAUAAGCACGGAGGCAACGGGACCGCCACCGCGCCGGAGCUGGCGGCCGGAGGGACGACGAUGACAAUGAUGAGGUGUCCGAUGGAGAGGGUGAUGAAGGUGGGAGCGGGGUGCGUUGAUGGGCUGGUGACGAUGGUCCACGAUAGUAAUGGGCCUCUUGGAGUGGGCCGGGCCGGAGUUAUUGGCGGCCCAGUGGCGGUGGAUUCAGUUGUGGUCAAACAGUGCUGCUCUGUUUUAGGAGGAGACGGGAUGGUGGGCCUCAAUACGACGGCGGAUUGCCUGUGUGCUACGCUUAAGGUCAAGGCUUUGGAUUUGAAGGCGUACGUGCCUCUUGCUCGUCACCUUCUUGCCUCCUGUGCCAAUAUGACGACUAAUACUGCACCACCACCCCAAUUCACUUGCUCUCCCGUCUCUUGA